Molecule: messenger RNA, 931 nt
Organism: Alternaria rosae
Lineage: Eukaryota; Fungi; Ascomycota; Dothideomycetes; Pleosporales; Pleosporaceae
Product: acyl-CoA N-acyltransferase
Exons: 1
Coding region: 134-727 (197 amino acids)
Molecular function (GO): acyltransferase activity, transferring groups other than amino-acyl groups
Source: RefSeq, a predicted model, not a curated record
CUCGUAGGCAGGUAAGCUCAUGAGGUGCAGCCGCGCUGGAUUAAUAUUGGUUCAUCCAUUACAUCCUUCGUCUUCAUUUCCAUUGCGAAUAACAGACUACACAUCACAGCACUGAGCAUCUCGAAGAUUCGACAUGCCUGAGCUUCCAAACAUACAAAUCCGCGACGCCGAGUUCCCCGCCGACAAGCAGGUGGUGGGGCAGCUGUUUAGGGCGUACGCACAGUCACUGCCCAUCAGCCUCGACUUUCAAAAUUUCGACCACGAAUUGGCGGAACUACCUGGCAAAUAUGCAGCCUCAAAAGGAGGCGCUGUUUGGUUGCUGGUCUCCUCGGCAGGAGACGGAGGAAGUCACGAAAGCAAGGCCGGCUUCAGCACCACAAAAGAGAACGAGCAAGCCAUAGGAUGCAUAGCCAUCCGACCUUUCUUCGCGACGCCCACCACAGCUGAGUCUGCAACUUUACUAGCGCACUCAACGUCAGCACCCACCAAGACAUGCGAGCUCAAGCGCUUGUUUCUCGCGCCUGAAACGCGGGGGAUGCGUCUCAGCAAACCAUUGAUGGAAGUUGCUCUCUCGCAUGCAAAAAAGCUGGGCUAUGAAGAGAUGCUGCUCGAUACACUUCGCAGCAUGAAGACUGCGCGAAAGCUGUAUGAGGGAUAUGGUUUUGAGGAGAUUGACAGCUAUUAUGAGAACCCAGAGGACGCAGUAUUCUAUCGCUUAAAGCUCUAAUGUCGCGUUGGCUGGCCUGCAGUCGCGUCGCGGGACGGGUUGACAAAAGUAAUUAAAGUUCGGGCGUGAUCGCGCGUCGAAAACAUCGUCAUCGAUUUUCCACUUAGCGCGUCCCCUUCAUCGCGACCGCGUCCCACUGCAUGCGGUCAUUUUCACAUACCCCUGGCGCUAGAAACAAUACUAUCAUUCGCAUUGAUCCUGCUC